ACCUAUUUUCUAUGUUUCUAUACUCAAAUCCUCUACGGCAAGAAUGUCUUUCCUCAGAUUAGGAGACCAAAACUGUACGCAAUACUCCAGGUGUGGUCUCACCAAGACCCUGUACAACUGCAGUAGAACCUCCCUGCUCCUAGACUCAAAUCCUCUACGGCAAGAAUGUCUUUCCUCAGAUUUGGAGACCAAAACUGUACGCAAUACUCCAGGUGUGGUCUCACCAAAGUCGACGGCAAACACAAAGUGCUGGAGUAACUCAGCGGGACGGGCAGUGUCUCUGGAGAGAAGGAAUGGGCGAUGUUUCGGGUCGAGACGCUUCUUCAGGGGUUGGAUGUGUGUUGGAUAAUGUGCAGACGCAGCUUUUCACUGUACCUCGGUGUGAGUAAACUUUUAUAUCCUCGUUUCCUUCAGCAAGUCAAGGACAUUAUCCUGAAAUCCAAUCCUUUGCUGGAAGCAUUUGGGAACGCCAAGACAGUCCGGAAUAACAACUCCAGUCGAUUUGGCAAGUACUUUGAGAUCCAGUUCAGUCGGGGAGGGGAGCCUGAUGGAGGGAAAAUUUCCAACUUCCUCCUGGAGAAAUCCCGAGUUGUCUCACAGAAUCCGGGAGAGAGGAGCUUCCACAUCUACUACCAGCUGCUGAAGGGGGUGAGUCAGGAGGAACGGACAAACCUGGGGGUGACGACCCCCGAUUACUACUACUACCUCAACCAGUCCGCCACGUACACCAUCGAUGACAUGGAUGACGGCCUAGAGUUUGCCGAGACCAUGAGCGCCAUGGCGGUGAUCGGUCUGAGCGAGGACCAGCGCGCGUCCAUGUUGCAGAUCGUGGCGGGCAUCCUGCACGUGGGCAACAUCGCCUUCCAGGAGCAGGGGAACUACGCCGUGGUGGAGAGUGAGGACUGUGAGUCCCGGGGGAGCCGCGGGGGGCCGGGGGGACCGGUAUCCAGGGACGGACGGUCGCCAUGGGGAUGGGGAACGGGGGACCGGUAUCCAGGGACGGACGGUCGCCAUGGGGACGGGGAACGGGGGACCGGUAUCCAGGGACGGACGGUCGCCAUGGGGAUGGGGAACGGGGGACCGGUAUCCAGGGACGGACGGUCGCCAUGGGGACGGGGAACGGGGACCGGUAUCCAGGGACGGACGGUCGCCAUGGGAUGGGGGGAACGGGGGGACCGGUAUCCAGGGACGGACGGUCGCCAUGGGGAUGGGGAACGGGGGACCGAUAUCCAGGGACGGACGGUCGCCAUGGGGAUGGGGAACGGGGGACCGAUAUCCAGGGACGGACGGUCGCCAUGGGGAUGGGGAACGGGGGACCGGUAUCCAGGGACGGACGGUCGCCAUGGGGAUGGGGAACGGGGGAGCG
Leucoraja erinaceus (little skate) is the source of this 1366-nucleotide messenger RNA. It is a transcript of the gene myo1eb, whose product is annotated as myosin IEb. Gene Ontology annotation, cellular component: actin cytoskeleton; plasma membrane; microvillus. Gene Ontology annotation, biological process: vesicle transport along actin filament; actin filament organization. Gene Ontology annotation, molecular function: microfilament motor activity; ATP binding; actin filament binding. The transcript has 4 exons. The record is from RefSeq and is a predicted model, not a curated record. The annotation marks the transcript as partial. Lineage: Eukaryota; Metazoa; Chordata; Chondrichthyes; Rajiformes; Rajidae.